AUGAGCUCAGGGGACGUGGUUUGCACUGGAUGGCUCAUUAAAUCACCCCCCGAGAAGAAACUCAAGAGAUACGCAUGGCGGAAGCGGUGGUUCGUGCUGCGCAGAGGCCGCAUGAGCGGGAACCCCGAUGUGCUGGAGUACUACAGGAACAACCAUUCCAAAAAGCCCAUUCGGAUCAUCGACCUCAACGAGUGCGAAGUGCUGAAGCACUCGGGGCCCAACUUCAUUAAGAAGGAAUUUCAGAACAACUUCGUCUUCAUUGUGAGGACCACCUACCGCACCUUCUACCUGGUAGCCAAAACUGAGGAGGAGAUGCAGAUCUGGGUGCACAACAUCAGCCAGAUCUGUAACUUUGGACAUCUAGAAGAUGGCACAGGUUCGGUGGAGAGCCUGUCUCACACGACCUCGUCCCCGCAGCCGUCGCCGGCCGCCUCCACCCAUGCCUCCCGCAUCGCCGAUCCCUCCUUCUCAGUCGACCACACUGCUGCUGAUGCAUCUGCUGCGGAGGAGACCCCCAGCGAGUCAGAGUCAGUCUUCCUCCCCGACUACCUCUUCCUCUCCAACUGCGAGUCAGGCAAGCUCAGCCACAACAGGUAGGUCUGGGCUCUGCCAGAUGUGUGUGACAGCUGGUCGAAUUCGGACAGAUCUCUGGAGCAAACCUCGUCGGACGAUGUUUUUGUCGACUCCUUGCAGUCCCAGCCCUCCUUGUACCUUGUACAGCCAUCCAGCACUGGCACUGUGCACCAGGAUGGGGCCCUGGUGCCAAAUCCCAGCACUGUGUCCAGGAACAUAGACAUUAGCGGGCCACCCAGUGACUUUUCCUCCUCUUCUCCACUGCUGGGGACUCCACUGACACCAACCUUUCAGAUUGACUCUCCGGCCGAGCCCGUGCCCUACGGUGUAACCCAGCUGGACAUCCUGUCCAACACACCCCCGCCACGGCCGCCCAAGCCAACCCACUUCUCAGAGAGGAGAGGGGAUGAGGUGGGCAGCAGGGCCCUCCAGAACGGGCACGCAGGGAUCUGCCGGGCUCAGGUUGCUCUGGUGCCCAGGAGGAUCUCCUUGUCCAGCUUGGACAACGUGAGGAACUGGAAAGCAGACAUGGAAGGCAGUUCCUUAAGAAGUCGGGAUAAGAGGCUUAGCCUGAAUUUGCCCUGUCGGUUCUCCCCUCUCUACUCGACUGCUUCGGACAGCACGGAGGACAGCUACGUGCCCAUGCGCCCCAGCACCUCUCCCUCUGCGCCCAGCUCCGACUGUUCACCCGACGGCUACAUCCCCAUGAGCCCUGGCUCAGCCACGUUUACCUUCCCUGUCGUCAGCACUGAAAAACUCACCAGCCCGUUACCUGAGCUUCCCUCAGACCUGGAGCCGCCUCCAGUGAACCGAGACCUCAAGCCUCGUAGGAAAUCACGGCCACCUCCUCUGGACUUGAGGAACCUCUCCACAAUCCGGGAGCAUGCUGCCGUGACCAGGAUGUGGACUGUGCCUUACAAUCGAAUGAGCUUUAUCUCACCAGAAAGAGACGGUAUUAAUUCAGCAAGAAUAUUUGCCAAUUCAGUUUCCGGAGAAGAGGAAGAAAGUUACAUUCAUAUGGAGGAACACAGACAGGCAACAUCUCCAUACAGUGGUGCUUUCCCAUGGACAAGGAAAUCUAACCUUGAUUACUUAGCAUUGGAUUUUAAUUCUGCUUCCCCAUCCCCUGUACAGAAGAAACCUUUUCUCUCUGAGGAGCAGAGAGUGGACUAUGUCCAGGUAGAUGAACAGAAGACUCAAGCUUUACAGAACACUAAGCAGGAAUGGACAGAUGAGAGGCAAUCGAAAGUCUAA
Molecule: messenger RNA, 1827 nt
Organism: Nipponia nippon (crested ibis)
Lineage: Eukaryota; Metazoa; Chordata; Aves; Pelecaniformes; Threskiornithidae
Source: RefSeq, a predicted model, not a curated record